AAGCCCUUUCCCCCCUUCAUCUCUCUGAUCCCCCCCACCCUCACCCCCCUCUGCCUCUCCCUCUAUCCGUCUCUGCUUCCCUCUCUCUCCCCCCCUGUGAUUUCACACCAAUGAGCAUGCCGUGUAGCUUCCACUCUCUGGCAUCACAAACACUAGACAUCUUCAGCUCUGCAGAUUCAUACAAAUACACACCAGCGUUUGCUAGACGGAGGCUGAAUUUUGCCAAAACACACGCUGCAGCGAUAAAUAAGAAGGGGAGAAAGAGUCCAGCAUCUCUCGCACACAGCAGGCUCAAGCAGGACCGGCACCAUGAAAACCCGAUUAGGCUGCCUGUCCAACAAAUCUGACUCCUACAGCGACUUCUCUGAGUUCCUGCCUCCCGCGCACGAAACCACUGCCAGGUGUCUGAAAGUAUCAACGGAUGAGGUCGUUCGAUGGUCAGAAUCGUUUGAUCAUCUCCUGUCUCACAAAUAUGGCCUCGCUGCCUUCCGGACAUUUCUCAAGUCAGAGUUCAGUGACGAGAAUAUCGAGUUUUGGAUGGCUUGCGAGGAGUACAAAAAAAUCAAGAGCUCAACCAAGCUUGUGUCCAAAGCAAACAAGAUCUUUCAGGAGUUCAUUGAUAUUCAGGCGCCCAGAGAGGUAAACAUUGACUACCGCACCAGGGAAAAGACCAAGCAGAGCCUGGAGGAUCCAUCCCCAACCAGCCUCAACGAAGUCCAAGGCAAAGUCUACGGCCUCAUGGAGAAAGACUCCUACCCACGAUUCCUCAGGUCCAAGAUGUACCAGGAUAUGGUGAACAGGGCGAAUGCUCAUGGUCAGCGGAGGUCUGUUUGACUGAAACUGAUGGAAAUCACAACUGACAUCUAACUGGACCUACACUGUAAAUCGCUAGUUAACCCCUUUGACAUCAUCUCUGAAUACUGUGAAUCUGCAAGGAUGGGGCAACAUGCUUGACUGUUUCCUUUUGUCUACACUAGCUCCAUGCAUGCAAUCCCUCUAGAAACAGUGUCUUCGUGGACUACACUCUUCACUGCAGAAGAGAUUUGAUGAGGAUAAGCUAAUUUCUUUACCUCCAGUUAGUGCUGGGUGAUAUAGUUUGAAAUAUAUUAAAAAUUCCUUAUCGCGCUAUUUAUCACAAUAUGCACUAAUUUAGGAGAUAUCAGACGUAAUGAUGACCUUCAAAUAUAUGAUGGAAGAACAUUAAACUGACUGCUUGCUCUAUUAAACAGAGCAAGCAACAAUGGAAAGCUACAACCAACUUUAAUAGUGUUGUUUUGCUGUAGUAUAAAACAGCUAAUGAAAGUAUUACUUGAAAUGAAAACAUUAAUGUACAGCUGAGAAAACCGAGGGCUGUUGUCAGUUGAAUGCAUUUUGUAAUUUAUACUGUAUGGAACAAAAUGAAAAUUUAAAAAUCAAUAUUGAAACUUAACGAGGAACUUUUUUUAAAUUGACAUGUAAAUGUAAAGUUUUAUUUGAGCAUUUUAUUGUUUCAAAUUGUCUGUUUUAUUGAUCUGUUUUGGUUUAUUUUAGUAGUGGUUGCCAUUCAACUGAUCUACGCUGUGGUCUCUCCUGGGGUUUGAUUAAUGCAUUUAUUACAGUAAAUGUAUUUUAUUCGUGGAGAUAAAACAUGAUAUAAUACUUAUUUUUUAUAUAGAAUUAACAUUAAUUCCCCACUUAAACAAUCUCCAUUGUUUUAAACACGAUUUAUUAAUUGUGGUUUAAACGACCAAUGUUUUAAAAAAUAUAUAUUGGGCCAUUAAAAUUAGGCUACUGUGUUCAUUUUAUUUAAUCCUGAAAGAAAUAUGUACAGAGAUGAAUAUCUUUAACGUUUUGUCACCCAGCACUAACAUUACUUAUCUUCAGUUCUUAAAUAGACACGUUGUACGUAGGUUACUAGAUCUAUAUGGUAGUUUGUGUUUACAUUGAACAAUGAAGUGAGACAACACCUGAAACUGUGCCAAAUUAGAUUGCAUUUAGACAUUAAUGUAACUACAUAUUCCUGUGUAUUGUAAACUCUUGCAGGUAUUAUAUGUGUAUGAGUAUAAUCAAGGGUUGGGUUACUUUUUGUUUCCAAUUCACUGCUAUUCAGCAUGCAGAAAUAUGCUGUCAUCCUGAUUAGUUCAUUUAAAAUGACUAUUUUCCUAAAGUAAAGUAAUGAGUAAUGGAAAUUGCAAUUUAUGACAUCAUUGAUUUGCUACGAUUGAAAAGAGAAUCUAUUAGCUUCGUGAUAGUGGUGAAUUGAAAGUAAAUGCCCCGAUCCCCAAAUAGUCUGUUGAAAAUUGUGUUGUGCAAAUUUCCUAAAUAUUUUUCAGCAUGAUGCAAUACUACAAAAUAACUAUUUAGAUAUACUUCAACUUGUACAGUAUAUAAUGAAAAUGUCUGCAACAUGACAAUGUGUUUUUAAAUGUGCUCCCUCAGCAUUUGCACUCCUUUUUAAAAUACGGAUUUGAAAGAAUUUCAGGGAAGACAAAUAUUUUUAUUUAUUGCAUGUGCACUAUAAAAGGCCAAAUUGUUGGAUAUGCAAUUAAACUGGCUGAACAACAUAUCUGCCUACAUGGUAUGGUACUGUGUCCCACAUGAAUGUAACCUCCCCACUAUAUUUUGCGAUUAAAAAAUGAAUCUGCAUCUAGA
Molecule: messenger RNA, 2631 nt
Organism: Gasterosteus aculeatus aculeatus (three-spined stickleback)
Lineage: Eukaryota; Metazoa; Chordata; Actinopteri; Perciformes; Gasterosteidae
Product: regulator of G-protein signaling 8
Source: RefSeq, a predicted model, not a curated record